Penicillium malachiteum is the source of this 1677-nucleotide messenger RNA. Its product is annotated as putative DNA repair protein (Rad57). Gene Ontology annotation, biological process: mitotic recombination; DNA strand invasion; DNA recombinase assembly. Gene Ontology annotation, molecular function: double-stranded DNA binding; ATP hydrolysis activity; ATP binding. The record is from RefSeq and is a predicted model, not a curated record. Bases 1 to 1677 code for a protein of 558 amino acids. The transcript is spliced from 2 exons. NCBI's taxonomy places the organism in Eukaryota, Fungi, Ascomycota, Eurotiomycetes, Eurotiales, Aspergillaceae.
AUGGAUCUUCUAUCUGUCCUACCUGGCUUCGCGACAAAACCCUAUGCACAUAUAUUGCCUCCAUUAGAGCGCAGCAAAAUCACCACCGUCGAUCUAAUCACCCUCGACACGCUCGAGAUCGCGAAACGCGCCCAUGUACCCCCCGCAGACGUCCGGCGGCUGUGUGUCGGGAUUGUCGAGGCACUUCACGCCGACCUGGGCUUCGAGAAGACACAGACAAACAUAAAUACCGGCGACAGUGAACUGAGCUCCAGUAUUAAUCCGGAGACCGAGACGACUGCCCUUGGGCCCGCGACGAAGUUGCAGACGUCAUGGAAUUCGAUCAGCACCUUGGACCCCACCAUGGAUGCGCUCUUAGGAGGUGGAAUUCCAACGGGAUACGUGACGGAGAUAACAGGCGAGAGCGGCAGUGGCAAGACUCAAUUCCUGCUUAGCCUUCUUCUCGCCGUCCAGCUACCCAAACCACACGGGCUCCAGAAAAACGCGAUUUACAUCUCAACGGAGCACCCAUUAGCCACGAAUCGUCUCGAACAAUUAAUAGAAUGUCAUCCCUAUCUCGCAUCCCUCCCCGCAGACCAAGCACCAACCCUCCAGAACGUUCUAUCCAUCAACGCAAUGGAUUUGGAAACACAAGACCACAUCCUCAAUUACCAGCUCCCAGUCGCAAUUGAAAGAUAUAACGUCGGGCUCGUGAUAAUGGACUCAAUUACAUCCAACUACCGCGCCGAACACACAAAUCACAGCAUGCUCGCCCUUUCCGCGCGAUCCACCGAGCUCGCAAAACUAGGCCAGAUGCUCCGUAAUCUCGCCGUGAAAGAAAACAUAGCCAUCAUCGUUGCAAACCAGGUCUCAGAUCGAUUUGAACCGAUUGAAAUCAUCAACAAUGAUAUGCCGUCUCGAUCGGGGUUCCCAAGUACACAGGGUCAGGGUUUAUCGAUGCGUGAAUCAGGCACUGCUUCUCCGCUGCACCGAAAUAGACCAGAUCUAUUACCAUCGACGCAGCAGUCUCCGUAUGAUGCUCCGUCUUCUUCAUCACCUGCCUCAUCGCAGUUUCCAAUGCCAGACGAUGACCAAUUCGAUGGCUCAUAUAUCAUCGGCAAUGCAGCUCGAAAUGAUCUGAUGAGUCUCCUGCAUCAAGAACGAUUUUUCACUGGAUGGGGAGAUAGUGUAUAUCGGACAUCAUCGCUGAAGACGCCAGCAUUGGGAUUCUUUUGGUCAACGCAGAUUGCUUGUCGUAUUGCGUUGAAGAAGCGGACUCACUCGAUGUUUGUCCCGUGGGAUGGUGCUUUUCCUUUAUCUACGCCUUCAGAGCAAACGGCGAAUCAAGAGAUAAAGGGCUCUGAGAGUAAACCUGGAUUUGCGUCUGCUAGGGAGACACAUACCGGGGAACCUAAGUCUGAGUCUACGACUUCUGAUGAGAAAGAUACCGGUGGGAAGUCCCCUGUAGAGGUGUCAUUGGAACAAGAACUUCAACUGGCAAGGUCACCUCCCCCUCCAGAGACUAGGACUAUUACCAAACGGAUAAUGAAGGUGGUCUUUGCUCCGUGGACUGCGGGACCAGAGAAAUCCCAGGAAGAUGAAGCUGAUGGGAAAUCAAGGUCCAUGAAAAGACGGGUGGAUGAGGCAGAGUUUGAAAUUUGGAAGGGAGGGUUACGAAGUAUAGAAUCCGAUGAUUGA